CGCAAAUUCAAAGUCGCAAGGGUUCAGAGCCUCGUCUCAUCUAUUACCUCUCACAAAGUUUGCUUCGGCACAAAUCCAAAUCAAAGCACUUUGGUAGAAGCGAAGCAACGUUAGUACUAUGAAAACUGUGUUGUCCUUUCUCGUUGUUGCCCUUGUGAGCCUUCCUGGUUCGCUGGCUCGAGUUGGAACUUCUCACGUUGCCGAUGAAGAUGAUCAUCAUCCUCGAGGACUCGAACGCGCCCUGGAUGAUGCCAUCACCUACCUGAAUCCAUCCACUAUCGACUACAAUCGCGAGGGCAAAAAGAUCAAUCCAAGCAAAGGUGGAGACUUGUUCGAUGGCUACCCCGACUUUCCUCACUCUUCAAUUGGUUUCCUGUGGCAAGACGAUGACGAUGCAACGAUCAAAUGGAGACCUCAAGGCAUCAGUGGCUUCGAGUACGAUGGAAAAGAGUACUUGUUGGUGUCAUGGUAUGGCAAAAAGAAGAAGCGCAGGUUUGACUAUCGCAACCGCGGCUUUCGCGUCAGCUUUGUUGACAUUACCGACAUGGACCGCAUCAAAUAUCGACACAUUCUCUUCGUCGACGAAGACGGCGAGACUUACGAGGACUGCCAUGCCGGGGGCCUCGCCUUCAAGGAUGGUGUGCUUCACAUCCCCGACUCCAGAGGAUCUAAUGACCAGAUCCUAACCUUCCCUAUCGAUGCCAUUGAGGAGGUUGAUGCCGACUCAUACUACAACUAUAGGUAUGUGAUCAGAGCAACCGGUUCUUACACGAUGCCCAUCAACCCGUCUUUCCUGGGAUACGACCCAAUCGACGACCAAUUCUUGGUAGGCUCCUUUCUUCAGAACACAGAUGACAACAAGGGAAAAGCGAAGAGCUUGGGAUGGUACAGCGAGGACUCCACCGAAGAUGUUUCCGUUUGCGCUGACUUCUUUUGGGAGAUGCAAGGUGCCGCAAAAACCAAUAUCGAAGGCGUCGAUGUCCUCAUUGUGUCUGCCAGCUAUGGACGGAGCAAGGAAAGUAGGCUUUUCCUGGUGAACUUUGACGAAUGCAGCGAAGAAGACGCUCCCAUGGAUGACGAAAUGAAACGAAAGAAGAUCAUGUACCCUCCUGGGAUGGAGGAUGUCCAUGUUUCCCCCACAUCUGAGUAUGUCUGGUUCCUCACCGAAUUCGGUAAGAAGGAACGACUCCCCUUCACUCCUGGCGCGAAGAAUCGACGUGUGACCUUUGCAAUCAAGAAAAGUAAGAUUGUUGAUUUGCUUGGUGUGGAAGCCGACUCUAGCGACUCCAGUGACUCCAGCGACUCUGGCGAAGGUGAGUAGUUUGAUUGAUUGAGUUCAAGAUGCGCAAGAGGGUACCGUAGGAUCGAUAACUGCAUAGACCAUUAGCCAUUUCU
Seminavis robusta is the source of this 1395-nucleotide messenger RNA. Lineage: Eukaryota; Bacillariophyta; Bacillariophyceae; Naviculales; Naviculaceae. The record is from the annotation of a GenBank genome assembly.